Molecule: messenger RNA, 1904 nt
Organism: Oenanthe melanoleuca
Lineage: Eukaryota; Metazoa; Chordata; Aves; Passeriformes; Muscicapidae
Gene: BET1L
Product: Bet1 golgi vesicular membrane trafficking protein like
Exons: 4
Coding region: 204-503 (99 amino acids)
Biological process (GO): regulation of retrograde vesicle-mediated transport, Golgi to ER; retrograde transport, endosome to Golgi
Cellular component (GO): SNARE complex; Golgi trans cisterna
Molecular function (GO): SNAP receptor activity
Source: RefSeq, a predicted model, not a curated record
UAAACCCUAAGUACCCCUUUGAGCCCCCCAUAGCGCCUAAUUUCCCCCCAGACCCCCAGCUGCCCCACAAUGGGGGGCAGUGCCGAGAGACCCCAACAGAGCCAGGGGGCAAAGGGUCCCGGAUUUGUCAGAUUUCAGCCAAAUCCCAUCCCUGGGUGUCGCUGGGCCGUGGUGGCAAUUCAGGAUGACAGAGUCCCAGCACCAUGGAGGACCUGCUGGAUGUGGAGAACAAGCGGAUGGCCGACAGCCUGGCCAGCAAGGUUACCAGGCUGAAGUCGCUGGCUCUGGAUAUUGACAAGGAUGCUGAGGAACAGAACCGCUACCUGGAUGGCAUGGACUCGGAUUUCCUGAGCGUGACGGGGCUGCUGACGGGCAGCGUGAAGCGCUUCUCCGGCAUGGCGCGCUCCGGCCGGGACAACCGCCGGCUGCUCCUCGCCGUGUCCGCGGCUCUCAUCCUCAUCUUCUUCAUCCUCUACUACCUGGUGUCCCGGGCAGGGACCUGAGCCCAGCCUGGGAGGUGUCACAGGGCCCCGGGGCACAGGCCAGACCCCUCCAUCCACAGACCUGUCCACACGUUUUCCAGAGGAGCCUCCGGCCACAGCUCCGCCUUCCCAGUGACUUCUCCUCCUUCCAGCUCCUCGUUGUUGCUGGGCCCAGACAGCUCUUCCAAAGCAUGUUUGGCUCCAAAGGGAUCUUCAUGUGGAACGUGAUUCUGGGGUCAUGGCUCAGGCUGUGACCUCCUGCCUUGUCCACAUCCCGUGGGCUGUUUCUAAGGGCCACUUCCACAUCACCUCCCUCUCUGAAAACCAGGAACUAACAAAUCCAGGGACUUGUGGAUACUCUGUAACCCAGCUGAGCUGUAGGAUUUAGGAUGCUGAUUUAUGGGAUUUGAGAGUACCAAUGUGUGACCUACAUUCCACGUGGCUGCUCUCCAUUACCCUGGGACUCGCAGAUUGGAUCCCUGGGCUGAUGGAAUUAGCAAUGGAUCUGGGCCUGGAUACUCUCAGAUUGUGGCAAAGAAGGGAUGCAGGGGAGCAGGACUUUCAUUAAACCCUGGCUUAGUUGUCUUUAUCAUCCUUGUGGGCAAACCAGGCUGGACCCUGUGAGAAGGGAGAGCCACAGUCCAUAACCACAUGGAUUUCUACGUGUGUGGAAUCUUCCAGAACCUUCCCACACAUGUGCAAAUUAAGUUACUAAAUUAGGGUAAAGAAAUCUGGUGGCAGAAGGUUCAGUGAAUUGUGAUUACUGUGGCACCCUGGUUUUAGAGCACUUUGGGGAAAUGCUGUGCCAAUAAAGCAGAGGUUGAGAUGAGGUGGAAUUCCCCCUGCAAUGCUGUUGGAAUGGGGGGAAAUCAAGGAGGGAUUUGCUGAUUUAUGAAUCUAGAAGGUACAAAAGAAUCCCCUGCCUUGCCUUGGGGGGUGUCUUUGCUUUUUUGCUUCUCUCUAACAGCCAGGGCUCAGCCAUUCCUCCUCCUCUGAUUCAGACUCCAGCAAACCCUCUUCGGGGAUGGCUGGGUGUUCCUUGCCUUCUCCCUGUUCUCACUGGGAAUUCCUUUGCUUUUGGGCUAACUCGGGUCCACAGCUAUGAAGGGAAUGUUGUCCCACGUACCAAACUGCUCACAAAACACACCCUGGCUGGAUUAGGUGUGUUCUUUUUCACAUAUAGGAAAAAAAAAAAUGUGCAGGGAUGGCAAAGAGAAAGGAGGCAGCAGGAACUUCCUCUGGCUCUUCCUGCUUUCCUGCAACGUGGCAGCUCUGGCCUCUUUCCCUUGGGAAGAAUCAAUGGCCUGUGAUUCUUGGGGCAGGUGACUCACGACAAAAGGCCCCUGGAGAAGCCGGGCCCUCACCCUAGCCGCGUUUAUUUUGCCUUUCCUGCUGUAAAUAAAGCUGAUUUUAGACCUUUUA